CCAAUGCCAAUUUUGGGCCCAUCUCCCCAUCUCAUGUUUUGUCAGCCAAUCAUAAUUCAGCUAAUCUUAUCUAAAACCACGACUUUCCCCUCGAUAUGGUAUUGUCUGUUGUUCCAUCUCUUUCUAUCCGCAGAAUCCUGCACGAUCAAACUCACAGGUAAUCCCAGUUUCUUUGCUACGUUUUAGUUCUCGUAAGUACCUUUGAGGUUCUUGUUAAGCGAAGCUUCUUGAUCGCAAGCUUGGUUGACAUGGCAACAACUUCAGCUGUCCUUGCUCCGGCAACCGCCAGUGGCGGAGUCGUGAGCUGCGUCAGCAACAAAACCAAACAGACAACACCCAAAGUGGUGUACAUUGGAGGAAUGAGUUCCUAUGGAGGUCUGAAAGCACACAACAACAACAACGUGGUUUCCCUCGGCCUGCCACGGUGCACUGAGCAGUGCUUUGCUAAUGUUAUCAGCUCCUUGAAGAAGGCGCAUGGCGAAGGAAGAACAGGUGGGGGAGCGUUGUCCUCUACGUGCAACGAAGCGGCUGAGAUUUUCAAGAUCGCAGCUAUCAUGAACGGGCUUGUUCUGAUCGGGGUUGCAGUUGGCUUUGUUCUUUUGCGUAUUGAAGCAUCCCUAGAGGAAUCUGACCAGUGAAACAACUUCUGUUCCAAGGACUUUUGUCUUUGCCUGCAAUGUUGGUGUGAAUUCUUCUCGGUAGUAUGAUCAGAGAACAUGGUAGGGAUCAUCUGAAGCUUUUAAUAACUUGCAAUAGAGUUAAUCAAAUGCCUAAAUAGAAGCAUUUUCUUCACAAGCA
Molecule: messenger RNA, 798 nt
Organism: Theobroma umbraticum
Lineage: Eukaryota; Viridiplantae; Streptophyta; Magnoliopsida; Malvales; Malvaceae
Cellular component (GO): cytochrome b6f complex
Source: RefSeq, a predicted model, not a curated record